AAAGGAGUCCUGCCGGCGAAAUUCGGCCAUGUUAGCGGAAUGUGGAGUGAAGCUGCAGGAGCCCCGCUUCUCUGAAUGUAUUGUUGGUACUAACACGCUGCUUGUUCAGUUUAUUUAACUGAGCUGACAUCGUGGGGGAAGGGAUCGCGGCAGAAGUCGAGUAUGGAGGUGGAGGCGGAGGCGGCCAGGCUGAGGAAUGAAUUGGCCAAGAAAGAGCAGGAGGUGGAGAGGCUGAGGGCAGCGAUCGCAUGUCUGCAUCAGAAUUCUCAUUCUGGAAGUAAGUUCACAUUAGUUCAACAAGUUACAGAGAUUCCUACACUGGAAGAUAAAUCACUCUCUAAAGAAGAAAUCAUGAGGUACAGCAGACAGCUUAUCAUUCCAGAAAUUGGAGUCAAAGGUCAACUCAACCUCUCCAAGAAAGCUGUUCUAAUUGUAGGAUGUGGAGGGCUGGGCUGUCCCGCUGCGCAAUACCUGGCAGCUGCAGGCAUUGGUCGAUUGGGACUUCUUGAUUAUGAUGAUGUGGAGCUCAGUAACCUACAGAGACAGGUUCUCCAUGCCGAGGAUAAGGUGGGCAUGUCAAAAGCAUUGUCUGCGGCAACUGCAAUAAAUCGGUUAAAUUCAAAUGUUGAAUGUCUGCCGUAUCACUUCCAGUUGAAUUUCAAGAACGCAAGUCAGCUAAUUCGACAGUAUGAUAUUGUAGUAGAUUGUUCUGACAAUGUUCCAACGCGAUAUCUUGUCAAUGAUGCCUGUGUUCUGAAUGGGAAGCCACUUGUAUCAGCCAGUGCUCUCAGAAUGGAGGGGCAGCUCACUGUGUAUAAUUACAAUGGUGGACCUUGCUAUAGAUGUCUCUUUCCAAAACCUCCUCCAGCAGAGACAGUGACCAAUUGUUCAGAUGGAGGAGUGUUGGGUGUAGUGCCUGGAAUUCUGGGAUGUAUUCAGGCCCUGGAGGUUUUGAAGAUUGCAUCAGGAAUAGGACCAUCGUACAGCCAACAGAUGUUGGUAUUUGAUGCUCUGGAAUCUCGAUUUCGCACCAUUAAGCUUCGACAAAAACAGCCGACAUGUGCAGUAUGCAGUGAGAAUCCAGCAGUGAAGGAUUUGAUCGAUUAUGAGAUAUUCUGUGGCUCAGCAGCAACCGAUCAGUGUAGGAAGCUUAAUUUGUUAACUGGAGAACAGAGAAUAACCGUACAGGAAUAUAAACGUCAUUUGGAUGAAGAUAUUCCUCAUGUUUUGGUGGAUGUUCGUCCACAGGUGGAGGUUGACAUAUGCCAUCUACCUAACUCUAUUUAUAUUCCAUUGGCUGGAUUAGAGGAAAAGCGUGUAGAAUACAUGAAGGUUUUACAAAAUAACAUCAACGCAAGGAAACAUAAAACAGAUGCUGACAAAGACACAUUCCCAGUCUAUGUUAUCUGUAAACAAGGAAAUGAUUCACAGAAGGCUGUCAAAAUCCUGCAGGAGAUGUUAAGCAACGAGCUUUGCUCAUUGUCGGUGAAGGAUAUUCAGGGUGGAUUGAUGGCCUGGUCUCAAAAGAUUGAUCCAGCCUUCCCACAGUAUUGAUUGCUGGGAAGGGGGGAAAAGUGAAAGAAAUCAUGUAACUUUUCAAAAUUAUUGCCUAAAGUAUACUAAACUUUCAAUGUGUUGCAAAUGGUUGUAUUUCAAUAAAUACGUGUGGAAAAGUA
Molecule: messenger RNA, 1676 nt
Organism: Hypanus sabinus (Atlantic stingray)
Lineage: Eukaryota; Metazoa; Chordata; Chondrichthyes; Myliobatiformes; Dasyatidae
Gene: mocs3
Product: molybdenum cofactor synthesis 3
Exons: 13
Coding region: 163-1554 (463 amino acids)
Biological process (GO): protein urmylation; tRNA wobble position uridine thiolation
Cellular component (GO): cytoplasm; cytosol
Molecular function (GO): URM1 activating enzyme activity; thiosulfate-cyanide sulfurtransferase activity; adenylyltransferase activity
Source: RefSeq, a predicted model, not a curated record